Austrofundulus limnaeus is the source of this 1680-nucleotide messenger RNA. It is a transcript of the gene gbx2, whose product is annotated as gastrulation brain homeobox 2. Gene Ontology annotation, biological process: regulation of nervous system development; regulation of transcription by RNA polymerase II. The transcript is spliced from 2 exons. Gene Ontology annotation, cellular component: nucleus. NCBI's taxonomy places the organism in Eukaryota, Metazoa, Chordata, Actinopteri, Cyprinodontiformes, Rivulidae. Bases 289 to 1299 code for a protein of 336 amino acids. The record is from RefSeq and is a predicted model, not a curated record. Gene Ontology annotation, molecular function: RNA polymerase II transcription regulatory region sequence-specific DNA binding; DNA-binding transcription factor activity, RNA polymerase II-specific.
ACCGGGAGACCCGCACUUCACCUGACCCGGUCCACAGCAGGAGGACAGUCCACACAGUCCGGACCAGUUUCUCAGGAACAGGACAGUCUGUAGAGGCCGGACCCGGUCCUCAGAGCGGAACCAGACCGACUGACCCGCGCACGGAGCAUCACUUAUCCGUCCAUGUCCGGUUGGACCCAGCUGUUCGGUUCUGGACUCUGGACGGGAUGUUUAUCUCUGAUCGGAUUAUCUGUCUUCUGAGGUCCGGCUGAGUCCAGCGGCUCCGGCUCCGGCCCGGUUCGGGUCCAUAUGAGCGCAGCCUUCAGUCCUUCAGCCUUCAUGGUGAUGCAGCGGCCGCUCGGAACCAGCACCGCCUUCAGCAUCGACUCUCUGAUCGGGGCCCCCCCGCAGCCCGGUCCGGGACCCCUGGUCUACACUGGGUACCCCAUGUUCGUCCCGUACCGGUCCGUGGUUCUGCAGCCGCCGCCCCCGCCCCCGCCGGGCCUGCAGCAGGCUCUGCACCCCCCACACACGCAGAUCCCGAACCUGCAGGGCGGGUUCUGCUCCAGCUUGGCCCAGAACCUGAGUCUCACCUCCACUCUGAUGGCCUCCCUGCCCAGCGGGUUCUCCUCGGCCCAGCAGCACCACGAAGUCCGGAAGUUCGGCUCCCAGGCCCUGCAGGACCUGCGUCUGGACCCAGAGGACGGGAAGAGUUUCCUGCCGGGGAAAGAGUCCGCGCUGCCGCUUUUCCACGAGUCGGAACCGCCGGUCCAAACGUCCACAGGUCGGACCCUCAGUCAGGAGGAGCGGAAAGACGAGGACUUGAGCCGGAAAGAGGACUCCUUCUCCAUGGUGGACAGCGACCUGGACUACAGUUCUGACGAAAACCCGGUCUCCCUGAGCCACAAGGAGGACCUGGAGGGCGGCGGCGGGGUCCUGGAGGAGGGCCCGGCUACCACCGGCUCCUCGGGGGGGCCCUCCGGGUCCUCCGCGACCUCCGGGUCCGGAAAGAACCGGCGCAGACGGACGGCCUUCACGAGCGAGCAGCUGCUGGAGCUGGAGAAGGAGUUCCACUGUAAGAAGUACCUGUCGCUCACCGAGAGGUCCCACAUCGCGCACGCGCUCAAACUCAGCGAGGUCCAGGUCAAGAUCUGGUUUCAGAACCGGCGCGCCAAGUGGAAGCGGGUCAAGGCCGGGAACGUCAACAACAAGUCCGGGGAGCCCAGCAGGAACCCCAAGAUCGUGGUUCCGAUCCCUGUCCACGUCAGCCGGCUCGCUAUCCGGAGCCAGCACCAGCAGAUGGAGCAGAACCGGCCCUGAACCGGMACCGGACUCGGGUCGUCAGAGUCCAGGCACAGCCAGAACCGAAACUUUCCGACUUUUUAUCAGAACCGGUCAGCGAGCAGCUGAUUUUAUUUAUGGGUCAGAACAUUCGGGUCCGGUCCAAUCGGAACCGGRUGCAUUUUUAAAGGACUUCAGAUUUCUUUACAGGAACUUUAAAAAAAGGUCCGACCCGCGGGCGUCAGACCAGAACCGACAGGGACUGGGUCGGAACCUGCGCGUGAAGACACCGGGUGUAAAUAAAUCUCCGUCCGGACCGGACCGGACCGAACCGGACCAGGGGAAGAACCGCUGAGUUUCUGUUUAUUUAUUUCUGUCAAAUUCUGAUUAUUAAAGAAGGAAGGAGCCGAUUUUACCUGA